AAAUAAUGAAGAACCUACCAAAAUAUUCAUGAUAAUCUGAUAAUUAUUACUACUAUUUAAUUAUUUGUUAUGGAUUGCAACGAACACUUUCUAUUCUUGAAUUCAAAUAAUUAUUAAUUACAUAAUCAUAAAUAUAUCCAUUCACCAACUAACCAAUUUUAGCAUCAAAUAUCAAUGCCCUUUCACUUGGUAAGAAAUCAAUGUGCAAAUUAAGGAAAUGACACGUGUGAGCACAUCUUUUUAAUUACCUCCUUGGCUACUAAUUAGUCAAUUAUGAAGUUUUACCCAACCACGGUUACCCCCGGACUAACCACGGAUAAGAAGCAGCUUUAUAUACGAACCUCCCCCAGAAUAUUUUAAUCUAAAAAACAAAAAAAUAAAAUUUAAAAACAAUAUAUAAUGCUCGGAGAAAGAAUCAACGGCUACAGAUCAGCCCUUCGUCUUCCUCCGUGGAUCUUCGCCGCAGACAGUCCGACGUCCUCCGUUUGCAGCCCCGCCGCCGCCGCCGUGGACGAUUACUCCAAUUUCUUCGGCGCCAUUGAUUCGCGAUCGAGCGAUCAUUUUCACAUGUUCGAGUUCAAGGUGAGGAUGUGCACGAGCGCGAAAUCGCACGACUGGACGGAGUGUCCAUUCGCGCAUCCCGGCGAGAAGGCACGCCGCCGCGACCCUAGAAAGUUCCAGUAUUCCGGUGCCGUCUGCCCCGAUUUCCGCAAGGGGAGCUGCCGGCGGGGGAGCGCCUGCGAAUUCGCUCAUGGCGUAUUCGAGUGCUGGCUCCACCCAGCCCGCUAUCGUACGCAGCUCUGCAAGGACGGCGUGAGCUGCACGCGCCGAGUGUGCUUCUUCGCGCACUCGGCCGAGCAGCUUCGAGUUUUAAGCCCCAUGGCAGACCACAGUCUGCACCACCGCUUCUCCGCCGUGGACUACUCCCCGGAGUCCAAUUCUCCGUCGCUCUCCUCGCCGACGAUCGCCACCAUGCCGGACUCCGUCGGCGAAAUUUUAGCGCACCUGGAGCAACUGCAGGUGAGGAAAGUGAAACCCAUGGCGGCGUCUUCUUCUCCGGCAACUCGAAUGGCGAGAGGAUAUUUUGAGGAUUGGGAUCACGAUCGGACUGUGAAGGUGCAUUGGCAGGAAGAAGACGACGACGAGGCGGCGAUGGAGAGGGUGGAGUCGGGGAAUCAUCUGCGAGCGAGAAUGUUCGAGAAGCUGAGUCGGGAGAAUCCGCUCAGUAGUGGAACCAACCCGGACCCGAACCCGGAUGUGAGGUGGAUAUCGGAGCUGGUAAAUAAUUAAUAGCAGAAAGUAUUAACAUUCAGACAUAGCUUAUAGUAUAGGUGUGUUAUGUGUGCUGUAUAAUAACUGGGCAGUUUUUUCUCUCUGUGUUCGUCGGAGUUAGGUAUAUACGAUAUGUCGAUAAGAUCAGGGGCAGGGAUGUCAUUUUACAAUAUCAAAUAUACGUAUGUAAAUUAUCUAUACCUACCGAAUUA
Molecule: messenger RNA, 1484 nt
Organism: Andrographis paniculata
Lineage: Eukaryota; Viridiplantae; Streptophyta; Magnoliopsida; Lamiales; Acanthaceae
Product: zinc finger CCCH domain-containing protein 20-like
Exons: 1
Coding region: 400-1290 (296 amino acids)
Molecular function (GO): metal ion binding
Source: RefSeq, a predicted model, not a curated record